AUGAUGGCUUCUGUAAAGAAAAAGCAAGAUGAAAAGAACUUAAAACUUCUCAGAGAUCUCGCGGCCUUACCCCACAACAAAAAAUGCUUCGACUGUGGGCAAAGGGGGCCAACAUAUGUGAAUACCACAAUAGGAUCUUUUGUCUGUACCUCGUGCAGCGGCAUUUUGUGAGUAGAGAUGGCGUUAAGCUAGCAAGGUUUUUACGCCAAUUUGACUCCAGCGCGCGAUUAGUUUGCAGCUGUACGGUAAACACUCAUUUCCUGUUCUUGUUUUUUCAUUUUUUUACAGACGAGGAUUAAACCCUCCACAUCGAGUCAAAUCAAUUUCAAUGACAAGCUUUACACCACAAGAAAUAGAAAGUUUACAAGGCCAAGGAAAUGAGGUACGCGCGACUUCACGCUUACUGCCUUUUCUUUCAUUGUACAAGUUUGACAAGUUUUAUAUGUCUGAAUUAUCCUUGAAUUUCUUUCCUUAUGAGACAUUGGAUAAAUUGACAACAUUUGCGCUCCUUUCAACGCGUACAACUCAGCUUUAACAUUAUAUUGAUGCAAGUUCCGUUAUGGGAGCACGAUGUAACACCCCUAGCGUAUUUUUGGCUGCAUUUUACGUUCAAUUUGACCAAUAUUUGCAGGUCGAUUUGCGGUAAAAAUGUAAACUAACUAGCUGGAGUCCUUAUAUUCCAUAAGACAACUUAAACUCUAGAAAUUAAAAACUGUUUGCCCACAAAAAAUUAAAAAUUUUACAAUCGCUGCAUUAAAAUCUUCACUAUUCGUGACUUAGCUCGAUGUACUGUACUUGCCAAGUUGUUGAAAUCUCUCGUUCGUGCCGGUCAUUUAUGCAUUCUGCUGAUUGUCAAUUUUUCAGUGCAGUUACUUUGUUUUGAUUGACUUCUUACAACAAUUUUUACCUCGUUGCUACUUUUGAGGAUGAAACGACGUAAUGUUCAUUCAAAAUAUAAGCAGGAAAAUAUCUUGGUGUUUGUGUAUAAAAUGGCGGGUCUCUAACGACUGGUAGUUUAUUGUUCAUUGGAAAUCGAAGACAAUGCACAUAGUUGCAUAUUGAAAACAUGUUUUGGUUGUGACUUUGAUAAUUUUUGAUUGAUUCGUUUUGUUGAUCAUCCCUUCUUCAGUUCCCUAUUAAUUUACUCAAUGAAAUCUUGAACCCUUGUCUGUUUCAUUGAGCAUGACCACACACAUUUAUUAAAUAUUUUGAAAAAAAAAACACAGGGCAUGAAGGUGGAUGCAUUUGAGUCUGAACACAACAACAUCAUAAAAAAAAAUUGACCAAAGUUGUCCAAGAAAAAACUUGCGUAUCUCUUCUCACUAAUUUUGAAAAAUAAUUCUUGUCAUGUAUGGACAAGAACAGGAAAAUUCACCUGCAGUGCAGCCAGACAGAAAUAAGAAGCAAGUGAAUAUGUGAAAUUGAAAGCCCCUUUUUGAAACCUUUACAAACGGAAAUACAAAACAAUUGGCAAAUUUUAAGCACAAUAUUGAAAACCACCUUCAAAAAAUAGCUGAAACUGCAAACUUGAAACAUCAACACUCUUCACGUCCCUCUUGCUCCACCUCUGCUUAUGUCAAAACCAGUUGAUGAAUUAUUUACAUUUUACCUGAAUUAUGACAGGGUGUUAUUGUGAAUACUUAUUUCAUACUAACAAUGAAUAUUAUUAUUUCGUUGGCUUACAAGACGAUUCACUUAGUUGAAGUUGAUUUAAGCAGAAGAUUUGUGUAGUAUUUAAUGAAAUUCGUAAUCAACACAAUGUUUUCCUGGCAGCUUUUCUGAUUUGUCUGAGUGGAGGUCUGACCUGUCUGAAGUUCAGACUAAUGUCCUUUCUAAAACAGAAAUUUCAGCCCAUCUUAUUACUACGGUAGAACCCGGAUAACUCGAACUAAGUCUAAUUUCCCUUGGAUUUUACCCCACUUUUCAGUCAUUUCUACUCCGAUAACUCAAAUUCCCACUAACUCUAACUAAAUUUCAUUUCCCCGUGAUCAAAAGUUCACUGGAAUUUACCCCAAUAACUCAAAAUUCUGGUUCUUGUAACUCCACUUGGAUGCCAUCCCACUAGCUCUUCAUUUUGUAUAAUUGGUAAAACACUAAACCUAAAAUGGGUCAACCCUCAUCUUAGAUUUUUAUUGGUACAACGAACAGAUCACUUUUUAUCAUAAAAAAUGUCUAAUCAUGUUAGCAUUUCUGACGAAAUAAGUUAGAUUUGCACUGCACUAUACACUGAAGAACUCAAAAAUCAGUAACUAGUUAUCAAUUUUACAUAUGGCAAAUUGAAUUUUGCAAUCGACCUGUUAACUCGAACCCUCGCUAACUCCAACUGUUUUUGUUUCCCUUCAGAGUGGUUUUUUUUAAAAUAACAUUUAUUUGGUUACAACACUUCUAAUGACAAUACUUACAUUUACAUGGAGGGAAAAUAAAAACAACAUACAAGAGAGAAAGGAAAAAUACAAUGUUACAGCAUUUACAACUAAUUAAGCCUAAAAAAGUUUUACAAAUUUGACUACUAUUUGUAAAAUUGCAAAAUAAAACACGAUACAACAAAAACAUAAGGAGUCUGUCCUACCAACUAAAAGGUGCUUUGCAUUUGCAUUUGUUUCUUCCCUUCAGAGUUUGAGUUACCCCGGUUCUACUGUAUGUAUAUUUUUUUCGUUCAAAGCUUGGAUUUGAGUAUGUGCUAUGAUUGGCCUGUUAAAAAUGCCAUUGUCAGUUUGCCAAUCAAGUUGAAGGGAAAUUUGAAAUGUAUUUCCAGUAAUUUGUUCAGUUCGUUGGGGAACCAGAACAAGGGUAUUGGCACUGCUUUGCAGAUGUUACUAACUGGUAUUAGAUUACCUCUGUUACACAGGCUUGGUUCCAUACCAAUUAAACUUGUUCUCUCACCAAACCUUCUGUAACUAGUAACUGCUGCCUUUAACCCUUUGGAGCCAGCAGUUAUGAGUGGCUUAAAACUUCAGGUUUAAUUUGGGCAGAAUUUUGUUUUGAAUAAUAAUUAUUUGUUUUAGUAUUUACCAAAUCAGUGAAGGGCAAUUUUUGUGUGUUUUGAUUGGCUCUAAUAUCAUUGAUUCUGGUGAUGUGUCUUCUGUGUUCUCACCAGACAACUAGAGCAGUCAGUGACUGAUAGUUACUGCUGUUGUAAUGAGUUUUAUUAUUAUUUUAGUUUUGUAAGAAAGUUUGGCUUGGUCUUUGGAACUCAGCUAUGCCACCAGAGCCAGAAUCUAAAGAUGAUCAAAAGAUAAAGGACUUCAUGGUGCAGAAAUAUGAACGAAAAAGAUGGUACAUUCCUCCACAGCAAGUUGCCGCUAAUGAUACAAGUCAGACAACACCUGAACCCAAACCUCUGAAACAACUUUUAGGAGAAAAUGCACCUACAGUUUCUGUGCAUGUAAGCUAAAAAUGUUAUUUCCCAUGACAGUCAAUAAGUAUUUGCCCAUUAGAUACCCAAGAGUGACCAACAUCAAUUUUUUCCCAACAAUGUGUCAAUACAUCGUCAAGAGAGUAGAAUAUGAGAUUGAUAAAGUUAACAUUUUUCCAUAGCUUUAUGUUUUUUCUAUAGAGUAAUUGUAAGAAGAAAUUAAAUGUUGGUCACUUUUAGUGGUUUAAGCGUUUUAACAGUUUUCAUGUACUGGUACCUCAUGUCAAGCCAGGUCAACUUACUGCUUGUUUCGUAUACAAGAAUGAAGCGAAAUAAUCUGACAUUGGCAAUGACCAACAGAUUCUACUUUGAAAGUAAUGAAUGCAUUAAUAGAUUCUAUGAUUGCACAUUUGACAUAGCUUGACUGUUUCUUAUUGGUGUUAAAUUUUCUGGUCUUUCGAAGUACAUGGUGACAUUAUUCCUCUGAAUGACAUUCUUGGACUGCCUAAUCCCUUUUUCUACCUUGUAAUGCUUAGACAUUGUUUUUCAAUUCUUUCAGGCACAAGCCACAAGAGAGAGACCCCGCACAGGAAGCCAAACCAGUUCAUCAGCAAUGCCUGUAGCAGUUGCCCCACCCCCAGGGCAGGUACAGGCUGCUCCUCAACCUGCCCCACAACCAAAGCCACCCUCAGUAGACCUGCUUGGUGACUUAGGGGGAGACCCAUUUGCGCAACAACGACCACAAGGUAACAUUUUUGUUAAUUUUAAAUUUCUAACAACUCAUGGCAUGAAACAGACCCUUCCAUGGCUUUUUUAACUUUUGAUUGGGACCAGCAAAAAACCAUCAACACAGCUGCAAAGUUGAAAACUAAUUAAGGCAUACAUAGCUUUGCAAAGCUGGGAAAUUUUACAGGCAUUUGUAUGGUAGGGGGCAAGUUCGUGCCCCCCCCCCCCCCCCCCCCCCCCCCACCCCCUAUUUUAAAAACAAAACACAAUUUUUUUUUGUUUUCACUCUCUCUCCCCCUACUCUAAUGUUCUUUUUUUUUUUUUUUUCUCUUCUCCCUUCCAUUUUCACAUUUUUUUUUUUUUUUCUAUUUAAUUUUGAUUGGGACCAGCAAAAAACCAACCAACACACUCAAAAGUUGAAAACAAAUUAAGGCAAACAAUGCUUUGCAAAGCGGGGAAAUUUUACAGGCCUUUUUUUGGUGGGGGGCAAAUUCCGGCCCCCCCCCCCCCCACCUUACAGAUCUGUAAAAUUUCACAAAGCAAUAUAUUUGCUUGCUUACUGAACCUUCCACCUUUAAGCUAGGUUAUUUUCCUAAUUUUAAGGCUCUCCUUCCAGCAUUGUCAAUAGAUAUUUGCUUACUGGUCUCUUUUCAAAUCUUUAAAACCAUGAACAGGUCUACUGCAACUAAAUCAACAUCAAAGCACCCAGAUGUUUCACACCUUGACCAAAUUGGCAACUAGAAUUCUUCAUCACAUCUUACAACUGUACUUGGAGGCCUUGCAAAUUGUUGUUCAUGUUUUCCGAUAAAUUUUUGGUAAAAAUGGCCAUGUGUCCAAACGUCCUAAGAAAAUCAUAAAAAUCCAACAAGAAAUUCUCUUACUAGAACUGCCUUGGAUUCCAAGUACAUUAUGCUAUGUAUGGUUCCUUCUUUAUCAUGCAUUAAAGUGCAAAAUGAAAUUCAGUGUAAUAUAGUUUCUUGCUAGUUUGAUUCUCAAUUUCCUUAACCCUUUAAGUCCCGAUAGUGACCAACAUCAGUUUUCUCCUAAUGAUAUCCAUACAAUUUCAAGAGAUACAGUUAUGAGAAUUGAUAAAAUGACCACCAAAGUGAAAAUGUAUUGAUCUUCCAUAAAAUUCUCUCAACACAUUCUUUCACAAAAUGCAUGGAGGUCAGUUUGGAGAAUUUGUAUGUGUAUAUUGGGGCUUAACGGGUCAAUUGUCUUCCUACCCUAAUAAUAUCAAUAAUGAUGUAAUAAAUUAGGUUCAGGAGACUAAGGACUAAGGACUAAGGAUAUUGAAACCAUUUUCACCAGACAUGAAUUUCAAACUACAACAUAUGUGUCUUUUUUAGUUAAAAUGUAAAGUCACUUCAGAAAGGUUGCUUUGUCCAAUCACAAAUAAAAAGAUUACAUACAGUACUUCUGUUUUGGAUUGUGUUUAAUAUCAUUGUAGUGCAUCAACAUGGCAAAAGCCGUAAACUAUGGCCAAGAAGUGCUGGUCAAUUGACUCCUUUUUACCUUCAAAAAUCACUCUUUCACUUGUAGGUCAGUUUGGACCACCUCCCCAGCAAGGUAACUUUGCUUCGUUCAAUGCGUUUGGAGCACAACCAGCGGCUCCUGUUCAGAAUACCUUUGACCCGUUUGGGUCAUCAGUGCCCCAGCCUGUCCAGCAACAAUCACAGCCGAGUUUUGCAGCAUUUGGUACUCCACCCCAACAGCCACAACAACAACCUGCGGCACAACCACAACAGCAGGCUAAUUUCUUUGAUGCUUUUGGGUCUCCACCAGCUUCUUCAGGAGGACUUAAUGCAUUCGUAGCCCCAACAUCGUCAGGUAAGAUCCAUUUCUUCUGUGCAGUGGAAUCCUGAUUUUUCAGACCUCCUUGACUCCUUGAGGUUAAAAUCCUCAGCUCCAGUUCUUCCUUUGUAUGAAGACCAUACUUGGUUGUAUUUGCGUGAGGGAUAACUACUCUACAUUUGCCCCAUAAAGUGUUGACUUUUCUUGUGACCAUAAGUUGUCAGAAGGAAAAAGGAGUACCAGAUACACUAUUAGAAUUGAUAUGAAUGGUCAUCAUCUAGAAUAAAAUUUACUCUUUUCUCCCUUCAAAGGUGUUGUAUCUUUGAAGAGUAACAGCCAAACAUACACAAUGAGAAAAAUAGUGAAGGUCACAUGGGGGUGUCCUUCCCCCAAAAAACCAACCAUCUUUCUUUUUUAUCAUUUUUUUUGCAGCUCCCACACAAGCACCACCAGCUUCUAAUUCUGGGUUUGGGCCACUUGUAUCAGCGUCUGGAAGCUCAGCAGCUGCUAGCGACAAGUAUGCAGCAUUGACUGAACUAGAUAGCUUGUUUGGCACGUCCUCAAGUAGUAGUAACACUAGUUUUAGCUCUGGAACAGGCUUUGGUUCCUCUGGGACUUCAACAUUCGGAAUGUCAAGUGGACCUAACCCGUUUUCGAGCGCAACAUCAAGCGUUGGGUCUGGAGGGUUUCAGUCCCAGCAGACAUCCAAUCCUUUUCAGGGUCUCGGUGGAACGCUUAAUGGUCCUACAAGAAGUAUGAGUCCUGCCAGUAGCAUAGCGGCUACAAGUGGUAGUGGGUUUGGAAGUUUCAGCACCGCCCAGCCAACAGUUUCUGCAUUUGGUAGUCAGCCAGUAAGUUCAGGAUUUGGGAACCAGCUGUCCAACACAGGUUUUGGUGGUGGCCAACCUAGUGGAGGGUUUGGAAGCCUUACAUCUUCCCAGCAGUCAUCAUUUGGUGGACCUCAACAGUCUGGCUGGGGAGGCAUGACGAGCCAACAGCAAAUGGGAGGUGGUCAAAAUAUGGGGAUGCCCCCAUCAUCUGCUCAACAGAAUCUUAGCUUUGGAGGUGCAGGCAUGACAGCGAUGGCAUGGAACCAAUUCGGAAAAAUGGGAGGCGGUCAGCAGCAACAACAACAACAACCUCAAAUGCGAGGUCAAAUGAACUUUGGUGGUAACCAACCUGGCUUUGGUAGUAACCAAGGAUUUGGGAGUGGACAGCCGAGUUCUGGGUUUGGGGGUAUGCAGCCUAUGUCUGGGUUUGGGGCAUCUACAGGUUCAUUUGGAGCUAAUCCAAUGUCAGGCGGAAGUGGUUUUGGUGGCCAACAACAAAAUACUGGAUUUGGAAUCCCUGGUGGAUUUGGUGCACAGCCAAAUGCAUUUGGUGGAGGAAUGGCUGGAAUGGGGGGUGCGCAGUUUGGGCAACAACAGCAGAUUCAACAAUUUGGAAGUUGGCAGCAAAGUCAACAGGCCAAUCCAUUCAUGGUAAGUGCAUUGGGCAGCUAGUAGUUCUUUUAAACCAUACAGUAAUUAUGAUCAAGACUUCAUUGAAUACACAGAAGUUUACAAUAAUAUUGUCACCCCACAAUUCUAAUCUCCAUGUUGCUAUUACACAUGCUUGGCAUGUAUAAAGACAGCUAGACUUGCCCACAAGCUGAGCACAAGGUGACAAAAACACAUCCUUUUCACCGCAGAGAUGUUUGCAAACAUCUUUCUGGUUUAAUAGCUUUCCGUAACCCAUACACGAUCGCAUCCUUGAUAGAACACAUGGUACUCAGCUUUGUAUUUGAAUACAACCGCAAAAUUUAAAGAACUGCUGCGAUCUAAAACACCAAUGUUGUCUCAAUUUGAAUUUUGGAUCAAAACAGCUCAAGUCAUGUUUCAUGUGGCGUGAUCGGGGUUGAUUGACAGUGUAUCACUAAAAACUGUUUGGGAUGCAAUAAAACCUACAGGAGGAAUAUUCCUCCUGUAAAUUUGGUGCGCCCCAAGGGAAAAAAGUCCCUCAUGCUGAGGCCUACUACCGGAACUGGAAAUGAGAAGCGAAGAUGUGUUCUAUCAAGGACUUUGGGAAUGUCUAAAAAACAGCAUUUGUUUGGACUUCCAGUAAGAAUUAAUGGAAUGCAUAGAAUGCAAUCUGGUAAGUUGUGUUUUGACCUUCAGUCUAUCACGUGAACCUUAUACAAAGCUCCAGCAUUUGGAGAUAGAAUACAAUCAACUCUCACCUAAAUGACACCUCUAUUAGGUCAAUAUCUGCCUUAUACAGAAACCUAGAGUUGGUGCCCAUUAUGUGGUCAUUUACCUUGACUCUAUAAGGUCCAAGACUGCCAUCUUAAGAGACUGAACCGCAAAAAUGUUGCUCAUUAAGUUAGUUAUUUCCAGGCUGCUGGCUCUGCACUUUUGGAGGUCUGUAAAAUAAUGAGACUNAAUCAACUCUCACCUAAAUGACACCUCUAUUAGGUCAAUAUCUGCCUUAUACAGAAACCUAGAGUUGGUGCCCAUUAUGUGGUCAUUUACCUUGACUCUAUAAGGUCCAAGACUGCCAUCUUAAGAGACUGAACCGCAAAAAUGUUGCUCAUUAAGUUAGUUAUUUCCAGGCUGCUGGCUCUGCACUUUUGGAGGUCUGUAAAAUAAUGAGACUCUCUAGGGGUGUUUCCAACGAAAUCGAUGUUGGAACGAUCACGACUGAUGUAAUGACCAUCUUAUGGAUUAAAGCAACAACCACAUUACUUUUCCAAUCAAGUUUGACUAACUUAGUUUGCACCUUCAGAGUUUUUUUUUUGCUUAUGAACCUCAGGGUUCAUACAGAGUCUUGAAUUCUUGCCCAACAAUUUUCUAGACCUAGAAAAAGUUUGGAAAGUAGAGAUCAAGUCUGGAAAAAUUGUAAAGAAACUUGAGUUUUUUUUCAAAGCUGCAACAAGCUGGCUUUAUUCAAUUUAGCCCAUACGUUUGUGUUCCUGCGUUUUUUAAGGUCUCUAUUGAUCACCUAUUUAAUAACCUUGAGUCUGGAAAAGAAAUUAUUGUUUUGGAAAAAGUCUGGAAAAAGUCUUGAAUUUUGUAUCCCAAAAUCUGUACAAACCCUGAAACCUGUUGCAUAUUUUAUUUUCUACUUUCUUUGUCAUCACUGUGGUUUCUUGAGCUCACUAGUAGCUUUACCAUGCAAAACAAUUAUGAUAUGAGGCAAUUAAUUUUUCAUCAAAAAUGUGACCAUUUGAUGGAAAUUGUACGACGAAAACAAUGUCUGCAGGUACCCAUAGAAAGGCUCAAUAAUUUUGUCCACUGGUUAGUCAUCUCUGCCUGGGGAAAUUAUUGUUCAUUCUUUUAUGUUUCAGAACGCCGGUCCACAGCAAGCUAUGCAGAGACAAGGACAGUCUACAAAUCCAUUUAUGUAG
This is a messenger RNA of Porites evermanni, 9260 nucleotides long. The record is from the annotation of a GenBank genome assembly. Lineage: Eukaryota; Metazoa; Cnidaria; Anthozoa; Scleractinia; Poritidae.